Molecule: messenger RNA, 1631 nt
Organism: Didymella exigua CBS 183.55
Lineage: Eukaryota; Fungi; Ascomycota; Dothideomycetes; Pleosporales; Didymellaceae
Product: mannose-6-phosphate isomerase
Exons: 3
Coding region: 204-1427 (407 amino acids)
Biological process (GO): carbohydrate metabolic process; GDP-mannose biosynthetic process
Cellular component (GO): cytosol
Molecular function (GO): mannose-6-phosphate isomerase activity; zinc ion binding
Source: RefSeq, a predicted model, not a curated record
GUCUUCACUCCAACGUCACUCAUUGCGCGGUAGUCUCACAGCUUAGAAAUAGCAUGGGGGUCCGCUAUGACGUCGCUGUAUUGUCACCAUGCGCUCGAGGAGGAGAGCUUAUAUGAGCGCCGUUGUUCAACGCCUUCUGCCACAUUCACGAUACCCAACACCUGUUUCUGAUACCCAUUUCCAUUUUGAACGCAAAAGUUACAAUGGUCAACAAGGUCAUCCAGCUUCGAUGUUGUGUGAAUGAGUACCAGUGGGGGAAACUGGGUCGCGAGUCCAUUGCAGCAACACUAUGCGAGAAGACCCCAGGGAGUGGCUUCAAGCUUGACGAGAACAAGCCGUAUGCUGAGAUGUGGAUGGGCACAUACCCAACACUACCCUCAUAUGUCCUCGAGACCGACGUGGACCUCCAGAGCGUGCUUGACAAGUACUCCGACGAACUCAUUGGGCAAAACGUCAUCAAAAAGUUCGGUCACUCAAAGCUGCCAUAUCUCCCCAAGGUCCUGUCGAUAGCAAAGGCGCUCCCUCUCCAGCUGCACCCGAACAAAGCCCUCGCCGCAAAGCUCCACGCAAAGGACCCCGACCAGUUCACCGACGCAAACCACAAGCCUGAGAUUGCGCUCGCCCUCGGGCCAUUCGAGGCCUUUGUUGGCUUCAAGCCACUUGAGACGAUCCAGAAGCUUUUUGGGCUCGAGCCUCUCAACAAGUUCCUCCCCAAGGUCCAGAAGCCCGAGUUCGAUGACCAGACCCUGAAAACGGUCGUCGAGAACCUGCUCAAGGCAUCAGAGGACGAUGUGAAGAACACAAACAAGGCUCUCCUGGACUUGCCCAAGGACAAGUUCGGCAACGAGACGUACAUUCCGGAGCUCAUCCCGCGCCUGUCAGAGCAGUACGACAUCGAGGACAACGGCACCCUCGUUGCGCUCCUCACCAUGAAUUACCUGCAGCUCGACGAGGGCGACAGCAUCUACAUCCCCGCUGAUGGCAUCCACGCGUACCUCUCUGGAGACAUCAUCGAGUGCAUGGCGCGAUCCGACAACGUCCUCAAUACCGGUUUCUGCCCCCGCGCUGACCGCAGCAACAUCGACACCUUUGUUGGCUGCCUGACAUUCAGCCCGCACGACACGAGCGAGGCGAUCCUGAAGCCUCGCAGCUUCGAUGGUAGCUCGAACGGCAAGACCCAGAUCUACGCACCGCCCAUGAGCGAGUUCAAUAUGCUGGUGACUUCUUUGAAAGACGGCGAGAGCGACAAGAUCCGCGCGAUCAGAGGGCCCAGCGUUAUGAUCGUGACUGAGGGCGAGGGUACGCUGAAGGCCGAAGACACGGAGCACAAGUUGAGUGCAGGCUACAUUUAUUUCAUCGGUCAGGGCACAGAGAUGGAGUUUUCGGCAACAAAGAAGCUAAAGGCCUUCACAGCCCAUGCCGAGUAGGAGGCUAAGAGGCUGAACCUAAAUCCGCCCCGCGGACAUGCCGUUACGACCGAUUGGAGGACUUACGACUACCAAGACUUUCUCCGCACGCAGUAGACACGAAUGUACACCAAUGUAACUCGAUCAAGACAGUUCCAUGAUUCCACGGUUGGUGUUGCGGAUCCGGCGUUCCCGUUCCCCACACAACCCCUGCUCACCCCGCAC